Molecule: messenger RNA, 2246 nt
Organism: Cornus florida
Lineage: Eukaryota; Viridiplantae; Streptophyta; Magnoliopsida; Cornales; Cornaceae
Product: heterogeneous nuclear ribonucleoprotein Q-like
Exons: 8
Coding region: 534-2018 (494 amino acids)
Cellular component (GO): nucleus
Molecular function (GO): mRNA binding
Source: RefSeq, a predicted model, not a curated record
UUUUGUGAGAUAGGACAAUUUGUGGCUUGAAUCUCUGUUGCAGCAAUCUCAUUCAUGUUAUAUCUAAAUGGUUCUGAAUGCUCUACAGUUCUCUGCUUUUAUGAUUAUCUUUUAUCUAUGAUUUAAUUUCUUGAUUCGCAAAUGCUACUUCUCCUUUAUUCUGACAUAUAUGUGGGGGAUGUAUGCCUCCUUCCACAGUUAAGAUAACUAGAAAUUUAAUUUGUAGUAUUCUUUUGUUCAAUACAUUCUUUUUCAAAAAACAAUUCUCAAUUUAAUGCACCAGCUUCAUGUUCCUCUUGAUUAUCAUUCGAGAUUCUCUUUUUGUUGUCUCUAUUAGAACUGAUAUUAUCACAUUGUAACCCCUUGGAGUCAUAUCUCAUGAUGAGGGUUCAAAUAAUUAUACCCUGCAACUCCUUUUGCCCUUUCAUUUUCUUUUCACCUUUCGAUAUCUUUAUUCUUCCUUCCAUGAAAUCUUCUGGCUUCUGUGCCUUCUUCACAGUUGCCUUGCAAGCUUAUUUAAUUAAAUACAUAAGAUGCCAAGGGCAAAGGAAAAUGCAUCAGCAGCCCCCAAGCCAGUUGAACCUGAAAAGUUAAAUGAUUCUGAUGAGAGGGUGGAUCUUGAUGGAGAUAAUGAUCAUGAGGAGGUGCUGGAUGAAGAGGUUGAAUAUGAAGAGGUAGAGGAAGAAGAGGAAAUGGAAGAAAUGGAAGAAAUAGAAGAAGAGGAAGAUGUGGAAGAAGAGGAGAUUGAAGAAGAAGAGGAAGAAGAGGCUGAUAUUGCUGAUUCUGAAAAAGGCCCCGGUGGUUAUGACACAAAGGUUGAGGACGAGGAUGAGAGAAAAAGAUAUGCCGAACUUCUUGCCCUUCCUCCUCAUGGAUCUGAAGUAUAUAUAGGUAGCAUUCCUCAAGAUACUUCUGAGGAAGAUUUGAGGAGCUUUUGCAAAUCUAUAGGAGAAGUCACAGAGGUUAGAAUAAUGAAAGGCAAAGAUUCAAGUGAGAACAAGGGCUUUGCUUUUGUGACCUUUAGAACUGUUGAAUUGGCAUCCAAAGCCAUUGAGGAGCUGAAUAAUACCGAAUUCAAGGGUAGAAGAAUAAAAUGUUCGACAUCUCAAGCAAAGCACCGAUUGUUCAUUGGUAAUGUUCCUAGGACCUGGGGAGAAGAAGAUUUAAAGAAGGCUGUGAUAGAGAUUGGGCCUGGAGUUACUGGAGUGGAACUUGUUAAGGAUAUGAAGAAUCCACGCAAUAAUAGGGGCUUUGCUUUUAUUGAGUAUUAUAACCAUGCAUGUGCGGAAUGCUCAAGGAAGAAGAUGUUGAAUCCAAAGUUCAAGCUAGACAAUAAUGCUCCUACUGUGAGCUGGGCUGACCCUAAAACUGCUGAUGCUUCAGCAGCUUCACAGGUGAAGGCCGUGUAUGUGAAGAAUCUGCCGAAGGACAUAACCCAAGACAAGUUAAAGAAGUUAUUUGAACACCAUGGGAAGAUUACAAAAGUGGUUCUGCCACCAGCAAAGUCUGGACAGGAAAAGAACAGAAUUGGUUUUGUGCACUAUGCGGAGAGGUCGAGUGCUAUGAAGGCACUGAAAAACACUGAGAAAUACGAACUAGAUGGCCAAUUUUUGGAGUGUUCUCUUGCAAAGCCACAGGCAGAGCAGAAGUCUGUUGGAGGAUCAAAUUCACAGAAGUCUGGCUUGCUUCCAACUUAUCCAUCUCAUGCUGGUUAUGGUUUGGUUGGCGGUGGUUAUGGUGCUCUAGGUGCUGGAUAUGGUGCCACAGGCUUCACUCAGCCCCUGAUCUACGGGAGGGGACCAACUCCUGCCGGCAUGGCCAUGAUGCCGAUGCUUCUGCCUGAUGGACGGAUUGGAUAUGUCCUCCAACAGCCAGGAGCACAUCCGCACACCCCUCCUUCACAUCAGAGAGGUAGCAGCAGAGGUGGCAAUGCUAGUGGCAGCAAGAGUGGUGGCAGCUCAGGCAGGGGGAGGCACAGCAAUGAUGGUGGGCAGGGGCACAGGUACCGCCCGUAUUAAUUAUUUCCUUCGAAUGCUUAUAAUUUUUACGAGGGGUUUCGGAACUUCUAGCACUCACUUGUGGUUCUUGUUACUGGAAACUCAAGAUUAUUCAAUAUUAGGCUAUGCAUCAGUAUUUCUCUAAUUUUAGGUAUUAUGAAAUUGUUGUAUUUUGGCAGUGUAACACGACUCUAAUGUAACUCAUUUCUCCUUGCUGUUCAUAUUUCAAUUAUGUUAUUUGAUCUUCAA